CUGGCCCGGUCAGACGACGGGCCUGUGCAGCAGCAAACAUACCGUGCAAACAAACCAUUUCAAAGUCAAUGGGAGAAAUUCCCAGCAGACGAGAAAAAGAGGACGACAGGAGCUAAAAGAAAGGAACUGGGACACAGUGGAGAGAAGCCAAGGAUUUGUUUCUAUUAUGCAAAGUGAUUGACACUUUGCUCCUUCAAUCUGGAUAAAUAAGGAGAGGACAAAAAGGAUACUGCUCUUUUAUUGGAUUGGUGCAUUUCUCUUGGAUUUCUCACUUCCCUCCUCCUGGACUGGCAGCAGAGGAGGAGGCAGAGCCGCCACCGCCGCAGGGAUGAAGUUCAACUACCACGUCCCGGCGUCGACCUACACACGCGCCUCACAGUACACACCAACCUACCACACGCCGACAACCUACACUCCGUCACAAUACACACCGACGCAGUACAAAUCCUCAUACACGUCCACGACAAAGUACACCCCGACGCAGUACAGCACGACACAGUACACUCCGUCAUACCACACGUCCACAUACAAAAGUGCACCAACUUACAUCCCUUCAUAUACCAAGGAGCCCCGGUACCGCUCCACACGUCGCCCGCAGGCCCAGGAGCCUCCUGCACCGGUCGCACCGGUCACACCUGCAAAGAGAACAGUGCACUUCCCCAAUGACAUCAUCUUCCAGGAUAUUGUCCGACGGGGAGAUCUGGAGCAGAUCGGUCGGUUCAUGAGGGCGAGGAAGGUUCGUGUGGAUACAAUCUUCCACUCAGGUAUGGCAGCGCUGCAUGAAGCCGUGCUGACAGGAAACAUGGAGGUGGUGAAGCUGCUGGUGAAAUACGGGGCUGAUGUUCAUCAAAGGGACGAGGACGGAUGGACGCCACUUCACAUGGCGUGCAGCGACGGCUACCCAGAAAUUGCUAGUUACCUGCUGUCGAUAGGAGCCAGCACGGAGGCAGAGAAUGAAAACGGAGAGAAGCCCGCAGACCUCAUCGACCCAGACUGCAAAGAACUGGCCCGGCUGUUUGAGACUGGCUGUGUGUGACCCGCCAUCACACGGACCCAAGAGGGGACAGAGACAGAACGAUGAGCUCAGGCCCACAGAGGAAAACGCUCAGGCCACCAUCACUGAUCCUGUAAAGCGACACGUUGGGUCUGUUUGUUGGCUUCAGACGUGUAGGACACCUAACUUUGAGAUUUUUUUUAUCGUGGCCAUGAGGCAAUAUUCAAUUGAGCUGUCUUUCGGUUUCUGGUCAUAUUUAAUUUAAAUUUAUUUUGUGAAUUUGUGUAUUUCUCAUAUAGUGUCUGUGGUAUGUCUGUACUCUUUACUCACAUGUCAUGUACCACAAGGACAAACACGUGUCACUGAAAUGUCGUCUUGACACGUGACGUAUGAUCCUCUCGGAAGAAAAUUAGAUUCAUUUCACUCCUUGUGUAUUUUCCAGCACUGUAUCUGUGAUAGUGUUUAUCAGUUAAGCAGGUUGCACUGUGCAGCCUCCAUGUUGUAUUAAAUCUGCAGCACCGAAUUGGGGACGUUAGAUGUUGGUGUCUUACACAGAGUUGUGUAUCCUCACUGCUGGGCAGAGACAGGAUCCACAUUAAUAGUUAAUACUUCACAGAUAGGUCAGGAAUUGAAGAAGAAAAAAAGAGAUUAUGCUGCACAAGCACUUCUUCUGCUGCGGUGUUUCUUCCCUAAUGAAUUGCUGGUGGUUUCCAUAUAGUAGAAAUGCAAUUAUCAGCAAUGAAAGUCUUAUAAUUGUCUCUACAAUAAUUAUUUUUGUACAUUUUCAUAAAAUAAAGAAACCUUUUAUAAACAUA
Messenger RNA from Platichthys flesus (European flounder), 1809 nucleotides. It is a transcript of the gene ppp1r27a, whose product is annotated as protein phosphatase 1, regulatory subunit 27a. The record is from RefSeq and is a predicted model, not a curated record. The transcript has 3 exons. Bases 329 to 1036 code for a protein of 235 amino acids. Gene Ontology annotation, molecular function: phosphatase binding. Lineage: Eukaryota; Metazoa; Chordata; Actinopteri; Pleuronectiformes; Pleuronectidae.